This is a messenger RNA of Peronospora matthiolae, 1566 nucleotides long. The record is from the annotation of a GenBank genome assembly. Lineage: Eukaryota; Oomycota; Peronosporomycetes; Peronosporales; Peronosporaceae.
AUGCUCCCGACCCCGUACUUAACCCUGACCCCCACCGCGUCCUCCAGCUGCAGUCGCCUUACCUGUCCCGCCAGUGAUGUGCUGGCCCAGAAAUGGGCAGCAGCUGCGAAGCGCAAAACGCAACUAGAGACUGCGAAAAACGAGGCGGACCAGGACAACGACUGGACAUUUUCCAGGACGGAGACCGACCACAGCUCGGAGAUUGGCAACGAGGAGACGCCAAGUACCGAGGAAGACGAGGACACGUCGACGUCAUCGAGAGCGAGUUCGAGUUCAGAGGCGGAUGCAGAGAACGAGAGAGGAGAUGGCGAAAGUGAGGACGGGGAGGGCAAGCUAGAUGUGAUACCCACCUACGUGUGUGCACUGCACGACCCCAAGCCGGUACUUGUCGCCGAGCAGAUUCCGUGCAAUCGCGUGGAUAUUCAGCUGUGCCAAGCGGGCGACAGCCUUGAAGGGUUGUCUGAAAACAAGGUGUUUCAGUAUCAGAUCUCGGUCGGACCGAUACAUCAGACAUUUGCGUGCUCGCCGUCGAAAACGCUAAAAAUGUUCAAAAAGUUGUCUCGAGACAAGACUUGUGCCGACCAGUUGCAGCUUAUUGAGACAAACUGUUUGAAAGGUGGUAUUCUUGGGCUGUUCAAGCGGAUCUGCAAGUCGCCUGUUAAGAUUUCCACGGAAGUUCGGGACGUGCUGGACGCUAUGUCGGACAUGGAUACGUUGCUUACGAACUCGACGUAUCUGGAUCUCGUUGGAGCGACGAAGGGCUCGACUUUGUCUUGUGAACUGGAAAAGCUACUGGAGUCGCACGACGAAGUACUUCAGUCCGGCAUACCGUGCAUGUGCGAUGCGUACUAUGCAUCUGUCAAGCGAUACGGCGAUUUCUUCCAUCAGCAAGCACAGACAGCAAAUCAGAUUCGGCAUUCAACGGUAGCCAGUGAGACGCUGUUGAGGUCUCGAGGUGUGCUUUCUUACUACUCGGAUACGAUCUACAUUUUGGAUAAGCGAAUGUUUCGUCCCACGCAUGGACUGAAGCAGUGCAGUGUGUACGGCUUCGGUCGCCGCAAACUCUUCGAGAUCAUGCGAACUUCUCGCAAGCAAUGGUCAUUGCGCCACAUGAACUAUGGCGAGAUUUUUACGCUAUCGCUGACGAAAUAUACGGGGGACGUGCACCACAUGGUGGCAGUGAAGCGCAUGGUGCCCGAUGUGCAAAAUGGCGGUUUACGGCAGGAGAAUGUAUGUUUUGUGAAAAAAUCAAAGCGCCAGGGCUACCGCUGUUUGCUGAUGUCGGAGGUAAUCUCGCAGGGCAAAGUGACGACAUCCAUCUCGAUCCAACAGCCCAAGUCGCCGCAAGGAGACCCGGACUUCCAUUACAUGACGAUGAGUGAGGUGUCUGGUGCAAAACCUGCAUCGGUAUGUAGCAGCACGCUGACUGUUCCGUGUGAACGCUAUAAGUACCUGCAGCGUCUGAAUGUGAGUGGUGGCAGCGAUGUGGUUAUGUACAUGGCAAUUGCUGUGAGCUACGACAUCCUUGUUGGCACGUUCAGCUACUGGAUCGAGCGUAAAUAUUAG